AUGUCCGACGACCGAGAAACCAAGCCCUUCAAGUUUGUGACUGGUAAGCACUGAACUAUCUCCAACACCCCCCGCCGCCUCCCCGGAGAAGAUGGUCUGAUGCAUGCUAACUUUCUCUAGCUGGUAUACACCCCCUCCUCGCAGAUACACCGAUAUCAUAGUCCUAACCUCCGACUCGUCUUCUAGGCUUUGACGCCCGCUUCCCGAACCAAAACCAGACCAAGCAUUGCUGGCAAAACUAUGUCGAUUACCACAAGUGCAUUCUAGCAAAGGGGGAGGAUUUUGCGCCUUGCCGUCAAGUAGGUUGGAUCUCGAAUGGACGGGCAGACAGUUCUGAUCAGUUAUGGCGUAGUUCUUUUUGGCGUAUCGUUCCUUGUGCCCAAGCAAUUGGUGUGAGAGAUGGGAUGACCAGCGAGGUUCGUACAAUGAUACCGCAAAUAGACCCUUGGAUUGGAUUGGAUUGGAUUGGAUCCAGGCUUACAAUUCGGCAGAGAAAGGAACUUUCCCUACUCGUCUCGACCAGUAA
Molecule: messenger RNA, 526 nt
Organism: Hymenoscyphus albidus
Lineage: Eukaryota; Fungi; Ascomycota; Leotiomycetes; Helotiales; Helotiaceae
Source: the annotation of a GenBank genome assembly